AAAGUUACAAAUCACGAGUAAGCUUAAAGAAGCAUUUUGUAAGCUUAAAGAACAGCAUUAUUUUUGGUAAAGAUAGUUUGCUAAAUAAAAAACAUGAAUCUAUUUAUUUUACUUGCGAUUGUUUGUUCAAUUGCAGCUGCACCUAAGGACGACGAUUUGGAAACAUCAGGAGAAGAAUCAACUACAACUCCAUAUGAUAACACUGAUUUAUCUACAGAACCUUCAACUACAGAGUUAAUAGAAACAGAACCAGUUUCGAAAAAAUGCUUGGAUGAAUACUCUAAAUGUAAGAAAACAUCAACAUCGAUAUUGGAAAGUCUGUCUUGUUUAUUCUAUCUCGAAACAUGUUUAAACGAUAAAUGUUCAGCUGGAGAGUGUUUUUACGAUUUGAACGAGUGUUAUCAGAACUUUACAGGUUUUAAAACAUUGCUAAAAUGUCUUUAUCGAUGGAAUGAAUGUAUGAAAGACGAUUGUGUUUCUUAAAUACAAAAUACAAAUCAUUGUUACCAAGAAAAGAUUUAUGAAAACUUAUUUUA
This is a messenger RNA of Hydra vulgaris (swiftwater hydra), 536 nucleotides long. RefSeq lists its product as uncharacterized. Lineage: Eukaryota; Metazoa; Cnidaria; Hydrozoa; Anthoathecata; Hydridae. The record is from RefSeq and is a predicted model, not a curated record.